Molecule: messenger RNA, 655 nt
Organism: Anastrepha ludens (Mexican fruit fly)
Lineage: Eukaryota; Metazoa; Arthropoda; Insecta; Diptera; Tephritidae
Product: tigger transposable element-derived protein 6-like
Exons: 2
Coding region: 1-627 (208 amino acids)
Molecular function (GO): nucleic acid binding
Source: RefSeq, a predicted model, not a curated record
AUGGAAUUUCUCCCACCUAACACUACUGCUUUGAUUCAACCCCUUGACCAGGGCAUUAUACACGCAUUCAAAGCAGAGUAUAGGAAAAUUCUUGUUCGAAAACAGAUAAGUGCAAUUGAACGUGGAGUUCCACUUCAAACUUAUAUUAAAUCAAUAUCUAUAUUGGACGUUCUGCAUUAUAUCAAAAGGGCUUGGUGGUUAGUGAAGCCUGAAACAAUUUGUAAUUGUUUCAAGAAGGCAGGAAUUUGUAAUACAAACGCAGAUGUGGUAAGCUGCGAAGUUGAGCUUGGUAUUUUGGAGGAAAUACCAAACACCGAAGAAUACAUACAUUGCGAUGACGAGCUUCAAUGUAGAGGACUUCUUACAGAUGAACAAAUUGUUGCGAACCUGUGCGAUGUGCCUUCAUCUGAAAUCAGUAGUGGAGAUGAAAACUCAGAAGAGAAUCAUGAUGUCUCAAAAGCCACUAGUGUUAAGGAGGCAUUAUCCGCAUUAAAUACCUUGGAAACAUUUUUCAUGGAAAACCCUAUGGAAACAAAUUUUAAAAUCUUUGAAAUGGAAGAAAUGAUUGUCAAAUUUGCAAAAACAAAAAAAGUUUCACAAAGUAAAAUCACUAGCUAUUUUUCGUAAAAGAGUUUCUAUCGCAAUAUGUACAUAU